UCUCCUCGAUCCCUCCUCCUUCCCGUCCCUUCCGAGAUCCUCCCCACAAGCUCAGGAUCCUCUCCUGUGAUCCUUUGGGAUCUCCUGCCUUCCUCCUCCUCGGGACCGGGCAUGUGAUCCCCUCUCCAGAAAGGGACCAUGGAGCGCCCCAAGAUCUUCGUGGUGGUGGACUGCCUUUGCCUGCUGCUUGCCUCCUUGCCCUUCAUCAUCCUCACUGGGGUCAACUCUCCCUACCAACGGGGCUUUUAUUGCGACGACGAGUCCAUCCGCUAUCCCUACAAGCCGGACACCAUUACCCACGGUGUGAUGGCCGGCGUCACCAUCCCAUGCACUGUUAUCAUUGUUUCGGCCGGAGAAGCCUACCUCGUCUACACCGAACGCCUUUACUCGCGCUCCGGGUUCAACAACUACCUAGCCGCUCUCUACAAAGUGGUGGGGACCUUCCUCUUCGGAGGGGCAGUCAGCCAGUCCCUAACGGACCUGGCCAAGUACAUGAUCGGCCGCUUGAGGCCCAACUUCCUGGCAGUCUGCGACCCGGAUUGGUCCAAAGUGAACUGCUCCAUCUACGUCCAGCUGGAAGGGCUCUGCCGCGGAGGAGCCAGGAACGUCACCGAGUCCAGGUUGUCGUUCUAUUCGGGACACUCCUCCUUUGGGAUGUACUGCAUGAUGUUUCUCGCGCUCUACGUCCAGGCCCGGCUGGUGGGGCGAUGGGCCCGGCUGGUGCGCCCCACCAUCCAGUUCUUCCUCUUCUCCUUCGCCAUCUUUGUGGGGUACAGCCGCGUCUCAGAUUAUAAGCACCACUGGAGCGACGUUUUGAUGGGCCUCCUCCAAGGAGCUCUCAUCGCCAUCCUUGUGGUCCGCUACAUCUCCGACUUCUUCAAGCAGCGGCCCCAGUUGCCUUCUGCGGAGAAGGACGCCAAGGCCAACGUCCCCCUUCCCUUGAAUGAACCAGAUCACAACCAUUACAGCUACCGCUCCCCGACCUGAACGAACUGCUUGUUUGUGUUUGUACAUAUCUUUAUUUUGGGUGUGUGUUAUUUUUUUAAAAAAAUAAGAGAGAGAGAAUCACAUUUGCAGAUGACCCAGGAAACUCUGGACUUCGCUCAUCCUUUUCUGGACUUGUUUAACAAACGGACCAAAACAGAGUUCCCUCUAUUUGUGUGUUUGUCUUAUGGUGGCAUAUAUUGCUGUAUUUUUCUAUUAGGGUUUCCUAGGCAGCCUAUAUCCCACUAGAGUUGGAAGGGGACCCCCAAAGGCCAUCUGAUCCAUCCUCUUUCGGCCAGCCAUAAAGAAAGGCACUAUUGAAGCCCUCCUGAAAUGAUAGAUUGGUAACAAAUAAAAAUUGUUGUUGUUGUUGUUA
Messenger RNA from Anolis sagrei ordinatus, 1360 nucleotides. RefSeq names its product phospholipid phosphatase 2 (gene PLPP2). NCBI's taxonomy places the organism in Eukaryota, Metazoa, Chordata, Lepidosauria, Squamata, Anolidae. Gene Ontology annotation, cellular component: plasma membrane. Gene Ontology annotation, molecular function: phosphatidate phosphatase activity. Gene Ontology annotation, biological process: phospholipid metabolic process; signal transduction; phospholipid dephosphorylation. The record is from RefSeq and is a predicted model, not a curated record.